CUUGUUCCCCUUUGUGGUCUAUAGGAUUUAUUUACCGCGUCAAAACUCAGUCACACAGUCUCCCUCUAUAUAAACACAAUCAUCUGCUUCACCCUUUUUACGCCCAAUCAAUCUCGAUCACACACACACAGGAAACCUAAACAAACAACAAACAAAAACAGAAGGAAGAAAUGGCAGGAGAAUCAUACGAUGAAGCAAUCGCAUCGCUGACCAAGCUUCUCAGCGAGAAAGCUGACCUCGGGGCGGUCGCCGCCGCAAAGAUCAAGGACCUCACGGCGGAGUUAGAAGACGCCGGUUCGAAGCCGUUCAACCCGGAUGAGAGGAUCCGAACCGGGUUCGUCCAAUUCAAGAGCGAGAAAUUUGAGAAGAAUCCAGAUCUGUACGGUGAACUUGCCAAAGGCCAGAGCCCAAAGUUUUUGGUAUUUGCAUGUUCAGACUCAAGAGUUUGCCCAUCCCAUAUUCUGAAUUUUCAACCGGGUGAAGCCUUCAUGGUCCGCAACAUCGCCAACAUGGUUCCACCAUUUGACAAGACAAAGUAUUCGGGAGCAGGGGCGGCCAUUGAAUAUGCAGUACUGCAUUUAAAGGUGGAGAAUAUUGUAGUUAUUGGACAUAGCUGCUGUGGAGGAAUAAAGGGGCUCAUGUCUAUCCCAGACGAUGGGACCCCUGCAAGUGACUUCAUAGAGCAAUGGGUCCAAAUAUGCAACCCAGCAAAGUCCAAGGUUAAAACGGAUACAGGCAGCUUAAGUUUCUCAGAACAGUGUACUAACUGUGAGAAGGAAGCUGUGAAUGUCUCACUAGGAAACCUAUUGACUUAUCCAUUUGUGAAAGAAAGAGUUCUAGACAAAACGCUUGCAUUGAAAGGAGCACAUUACAAUUUUGUUACUGGCAAUUUUGAGCUGUGGGAUCUGAACUUCAAAGUUCAGCCUUCUAUAUCCGUUUAAGAUCUCUCUCCAGCCCCAAGUAAACGUACAUACAUGAUGAUGUACAUCGCUUUGCAAAGUAUGUUGUCAGUACACUGAGAAAGAAUGAAGCAGGCAUUCAGCAAAAAUAAGGCCUGCAGUGAGCAAGCAGCAAUAACUUAAUUAGUUUUGUUUUGGAUCAUUCUCAUUUCUAUGUUGUGUACACAGUGUUGUUAAUUUAUCUUACUUUCAUUUUCAUUUUGCUGAUAUAUUAAUGAUAUGAUCCCAAGUUAGCACA
Lotus japonicus is the source of this 1197-nucleotide messenger RNA. Its product is annotated as carbonic anhydrase 2-like. Lineage: Eukaryota; Viridiplantae; Streptophyta; Magnoliopsida; Fabales; Fabaceae. Gene Ontology annotation, molecular function: zinc ion binding; carbonate dehydratase activity. Bases 171 to 941 code for a protein of 256 amino acids. Gene Ontology annotation, biological process: carbon utilization. The transcript has 9 exons. The record is from RefSeq and is a predicted model, not a curated record.